Messenger RNA from Sus scrofa (pig), 3795 nucleotides. It is a transcript of the gene ZNF683, whose product is annotated as zinc finger protein 683. The record is from RefSeq and is a predicted model, not a curated record. Lineage: Eukaryota; Metazoa; Chordata; Mammalia; Artiodactyla; Suidae. Gene Ontology annotation, biological process: regulation of transcription by RNA polymerase II. Gene Ontology annotation, molecular function: DNA-binding transcription factor activity, RNA polymerase II-specific; RNA polymerase II cis-regulatory region sequence-specific DNA binding.
UCCUCUUACGCCUGUCGGGAGCAUAAGAAGCACCCCUGGCUUCUGAACACAGCACUGAGAGGGUCCUUUCACAACAGCCAGUCCAACUCUCCCAUUUUGCAGAUAGGGAAACUGAGGCCAAGAGGGGGAUGACUGGCUCAAGGCAGCCGGAACAUGAAGGAGGACCGGCUCCAGAGUUGGGUUGUUGUCGCAAGACCAAGCCCGCGGGGAGCACAGGAGGCUCCCUGUCCCCCGAUGUGGACUUCCUGCUGUGCCAAGGUGACCAGGUCUUCCCAGCCUACAGACCACUUCCAGACACAGCGGAUGCCCACGGCCUGUCCUGUGCCAGCUGGCUAUGUCCCUUGCCUCUGGCACCGGCUGGGUCUGCCCUGCUGGCCUGUCCCCAGGGCUUGGACCUGUACCUGUGUGCCCUGCAGUCGGCACCCUCGGGCACAGCCCUGAGGGGUCUCAGAGAGGAUGCCUUGAGCCCAAGGCACCAGCCACUAAGGCCAUCUGCCAGCUCCUCCAAUGAUGAGAAACUCCGAGCCAAGGACCUUCUGAAUAAGGACAAGAUGGGAAGCCAGUUGGAAAAAGCUGGCGAGGGGACCCCCUGCCCAUCCUUCUCUUCUCACAACAGUUCUUCCCUAAACCCCUGGCAGAAUAAAAAGAACCCCAGCCCUCUGGCUUUCUGCUCCUGCCCACCGCCCACUCCCAUCUCCAAAGAGCUCCCAUCCCACCUCCGCCCGUUCUACCCUGCCUACCCGAUUCUCCUGCCCCCACCUUACCUGGUCACUUGUGGGGGACUACCUUCUGUGCAGUGUCCCCCUCUCUUCAUGCUGCCCCAAGACACCACCUAUGCCACCAUGGCUGUGCCCAACUUGCUGAUGAAUGUCAAUGAGCCCAGACAGCUCAGCACCCAGGGGGAGACCCUGCCCCCCUACGCAGGGACCUCUCAAGCCUCUGGCCAAACCCAACCCUCCCCGUCCCGGAAUCUAGGCCCUGCAGCCUCCAGGACCUACUCCACAGGGCUGGAGCGUGCUAGCAGGGCGGUUCCAGCAAAGCGGGCCCCGCCGGGCUCCCAGGCCAGCUCUGCCGCACUGCCUUACCCACUGAAGAAAGAGAACGGCAAGAUCCUAUAUGAGUGUAACGUGUGCAGCAAGAGCUUCGGGCAGCUCUCCAACCUCAAGGUCCAUCUGCGUGUGCACAGCGGGGAGCGCCCGUUCCAGUGUGCCCUGUGCCAGAAGAGCUUCACCCAGUUCGCCCACCUGCAGAAGCACCACCUGGUGCAUACGGGGGAGCGGCCUCACGAGUGCCGGAUGUGCCACAAGCGCUUCAGCAGCUCCAGCAACCUCAAGACCCACUUGCGCCUGCACUCCGGGGCCCGGCCCUUCCAGUGCAAUGUCUGCCCAAGUCGCUUCACGCAGCACAUUCACCUGAAGCUGCACCAUCGGCUGCACGCCCCACAACCCUGCGGCCUCUCUCACACCCACCUGCCCCUGGCAUCUCUCGCUUGCCUUGCCCGAUGGCACCAGGGGGCGCUAGAUCUUGCGGCAGCACCAUCAGAGAGGCAGAUGGGCUGGGACGUGAACAAGGACAAGGUGUCCUUGGCAUCGGGGAAAGCAAGGGCAGCCAGCCUGAGCAGUGGUGCCAGGACUGCCCUGGGGAGGGGGCAGGGGCUGAGCAAUUAAAGGAUAUUGCUCUGAUGAGCUGAGGCCUCCUGAGCUUCCACAGUGGGGGGAAAGGUCACCGUCUAUUUGCCAGACUUCACACUGCACCUGGGAGCAGGUCAGGGGACACAGGCAGGAAGAGACUGUGCUGCACACCACGUGGGGUGGGUGCCUGCAGCCAUCUACCUCUGGCUGGGUUUGGGUUCCUCUCUCUGUUUGGAACUAUCUAGGACCAGGUCCUCCUCCUCAGCUCACCGAUGCAGGCUGUGCUGCCGAGCACGGGACUCAUUGCCCUCUUUUCUGAAUAGAUGCUCCAGCACCCGCCCAGAUGCAGAUGGAUCACCUUUGGGUCUCACAGUUCCUAGAGGCCACUGUGCCCACUCAGCUGGUACUCCCAGCCAGGGUCAGGUGGCACAUGCUCAUUCCUCUGUACCUGCAAGGGUCUGAGCCCCCUUUGGGAGGGGCAGGGACACAAGGAUGUCAGUCUUAUGAGCCAGAGGCAUGAUGUCUCCCUGUGUGUCAGGACCUGUCAUCAUUAGAGGACCAAGGGCUAAAGGGGUACCAUGCUUAGGGAAGGGGUAGAAGUUCUACAAGGACUACAGGCAGGAAAGAACUGGCAGAGCCUGGGGAACUGGGACCCUCCUGAUGAUCUUUCUCUCUGCAGUCCCAGAUGAUCCCCUCAGAUGUGCAAGGUGUGCCACACACACACCGCUCGAGAGUUAGAGAGCAUCAGGUGGGAAAGGGUACUGCCCAGGGCGGCCGGAGGUCCAGGCUCUAACCACAACCUUAGCUGUUAUUAAAUAAUAGCUGGCCAACUUCCAGCAGGGGGCGCCGUUCACACCCCUGUGGAUUUCAGAUUGACUUUCCCACCAGGGUACGGGGCGAGAUUCCCGCUGUGUCGUAGGGUCUCAGUGACGCAGAGAGAGCGCACUCAUAAUAGGGGUCCAACAUGCAAGGCAAGGGCAGGGUCGGCUUCGGGCCUCCCCAGUUAUCAAGGUCCAGGCUCCAAACCCACUCAGUCACCCUUUUGGCCCCGCCCAACAUGCCCACCACUCGGGCUAGGCCCCCGCCUCUAGGAGAUUAUGCUCAGUCCCGCCCCUGGCCUCGCCCUCCUUCCCCAGGGAUGGGGGUUGGGAAAAAGGCCCUUUGCUCCAUCCAGCCUUCAGGCUCCCACUAGCCCCAGGCUUCUCUUUUCCGACCCACCUCGUGCAGGCCCACUUGGGGGCUGCCAGCAACCCUGUGGGCCCCUGGCGCCUCUGGAGGCCUAAAGAAGUAUCAUGGACAGAGCCAAGAGCAGGACCACAGAGAGCGGGACAGGGGGGCAGGGGGAUGCGUGGGGGGGGGGGAACGGGGAUGGGGAAGGAUGAUCCCUGCAGAGCGCACCCCCUGCCCUGGGCGUGGGCAGCAUCUGGACCGGUUCCCCGUCUCUGGUAUGGACGACGGGCGGGGCACUGUUUGCUCGAGGGGGGGCGGGCCAGAGGAGGCGUUUCUCUGCAAAUGAGCGGGAUCCGGGUAUCCCCCGCGGUUGCAGAGCGGUCAGGUGCCCUGACUCCCUUGCCUUUUCCCUGGACUUCGCCUUUGCCAUGGCAGAGCGGCGCUGGGGCCUGGGGGCCCGCCUGGCUCGCCGACUGCCUGUGCUAGGCGUCCGGAGGGAUCGCAAGGGGAAGAGGACCCCGGAGAAGGCCACAUCCCAGGAUAGGUGAGAGGUUUGGAGGAGGGCCGCGCGGGGCGCCCCUGGGCCCAUAGGUGUGGGUGUGUGUCUUAGAGUGUAGUGGAGGUUCAAAUUAAGUGUGUCUGAGUGUCUGGGAGCAUAGAAUAUACCUGUCAGUGUGCCACGAUUUUGGAUGUGUGGACUUUAUAAAGUUGCUGUGUUUUUUUUAAACUUAAAAAAAAAAAAGGUUUGCAAUUUCAGAGUCUGGCAGAGAUAGUUGAAAGGCAAAUAUGGUAGCUCCUCCUGCCCCUGUGGACUUUGAUUCUCACUUCGCAGGCCGGUUUAGCUCUGCUCUUCAUGUCCCUUUGUCUCAUGAGUAUGACAGAUUCCUGCAUUGGCUUAAACUGCCCUGCAAUGCUUAAACCCUUAGAUGCCAUGAAGACCUUUUUCCCUGUCAUCCCAGAUUGUAACAGCAAUAAACUUUUAUUUGCCACUUGC